AUGCCCCACAAUUUGAAUUCCGCUUCCGUCAACUCCGCCGUCAACACGGGACCGAAUCACCAGGUCUACACCCAACAACUUUAUCACCGACAGAACGGAGAUGGACUUCAGCCAGAGAAAGAGCCGGUGGAGUUCGACACGUCGCAUCUGCGUGGUGCACCGGCCGAGGUCGAGGCACUGGUGCACAACAUCAAAGAAGUUGCGCAACAGUUCCUCUAUCACUGGAGAACAUUCCCUAUUGUCCUCCCGCCGCCAUUAUCCACAUGUACAGAGGGCGAAGACACGCUGGCGAGGAAGAAACACCAUUUGAAGGAUCUGUUCGUCGCACCCAGCUUCGACGAGCUAGACUCAGUUGCCGUGGAUAGCAAGGGUGAACCAAGGAGGUUGACCAAGAAGCAGCUGGAAAGCAUCAGCAAAAGAGGGGAAUUUGAGGUGGAUUCGAUCAAUUUCGCUGGACAGACACACCGAUGGAGAUUGAGUGGUCUCCUUCAGCGUGGACGAGACAGAAGGCGAGACGCUCUGCUCCGGGAUCUUGCUUUAGCGACUAGAUUCCUCGUAGUCACGGCGAAAGCCAGGCUAGUCUCCCACUGCUUCAGUGUUUCACAAUCUCUGAAGGCGUUACUGACAGGGCUGCUACGGCUUCUUGCCUGAGUAUGAAGACUCCCUGGAGCUUCUGUGUGGUUUCGUGCGGAAACAGCUUCGACGAGCGACGAUGGAGAAAUUCGAGGUGGAGAGAGAAUUGUCGCAACUACUACCUAUCCCAGUUCCUUUCGUAUUUGGAACGCCUGCUGGAGCAGUUGUCGACCUUAGAUUAUUUAGCAGAGACAUUAUCAGAAAAGCUUUGCCGAUCCUAGUUGCUAUUUUGGAGAGAGAAACACGAGGCUGGUUUCUUCAUUUCAGAGAAAGACUGAUAUCUGAGUUGAGAGCGCGGAAAAAACCGGACGAAGAAAUAGAAAGGGAAGUGAACGAAGCUGUUAUGCGAGAAUACUUGCAACGAGUGUUCUCCAAUAUUUUAUCGCAUCCAGAUAUACUUGAUCUUGGUAGCGGAAUCGCUCAAUUGUUGGUUCAACAAGCACAAUCGGUCGUACUGAUGCAUCGAGCCGUGAAAACUGUACAACGUAAGCUACUGCAAACGAAAGAGGCACUAAAACGCCAUAUAGAGAACGAGCAUCCAGUUCUGUCACGAAUAGAACCAUGGAUGCGCGAUAGAAUGAGAGAGGUCGAGGAGAAGUUCAUCGAAGAGUGCGAGUGGAGCGCACACGAAGAAGCUCUCACACUGUGCACUCAUCAAAAUUUACAGCAAACAGUCUACUUUCUUAAUCGCGAUUUAACUUUUAUGAAAGAGAGUUGCGCAAAGUCAAAACACCGACAAGGAGCUUCCAGUGGCCAACCCAGAUAUGGCUUCCAAAAAACUGGAUCAUCAGACGCAAUUUUCAAGGCCAAUCUGAGAUCAUACCAACGGUUCUUAGUAACACUCCGACAUCCAUCACGACACCUCGCGCAGAUCCGAGUCAGCCUGUGGCCUAUGUGGCGUUGGAUUAACUACGUAGCCAGGACGUGGUGUUGGACUUGGAAUGCAAUGUUUUUAUUAGGCGUGGCAGUGCCGUGGUGUAGUCCGGUCUCCAUACGAGCUUUGCUACUCGUACAACCCUUUACUCCCGAUCUAGAAUUGAGUCAAUUGAAUGGAACCUUGUUUCCUAGAAAGUCAUCUCAAAUGCCUACUCUUUGUUCUCGGUUGAUAGCACUUUGGAGACAUAUUAGCAAAAGCCGGACACACUUUGAAACGGAACCGGACACUGGAUUUAUUGGAAAAGGAAUGACAAGACAUUUAAAUAGAUUAUGGAAUUAUGGUGUGAAAGGUCUCUUAGGAACACUCAUCAUAUUAUUUGUUUUUCCUGUCGUUUGUAUAGUCACCAGUUUAGGAUCACUUCUUAUUGCGCUUACUGCUGUUUUAUGGAUGCCUUUGAUUACUUUAGCGUUGCAUGCAUUCAUGGCUCUCAUAAUGGAUUUGGAUAGCCCAGAAUCAAGUAGAAAUCGAUAUUUGGUCAUUAUGGAAGCGUUAGUUUGGAAUAUCGGUAUACAAGGCUGUCUGCAACCGAUCGCCGCGUUAAUUGUAGCUCUUAUUUUGUGUCCUAUUAUUUCUUUUGUGAUACUUACAGUUGCUGUGAUACGUUAUUGGAUUAGAGUGGUCUGGGACACGACUAUGUUCCAUUUAGUAAUAAAAAACAGAGGUCGCAUACCUGCCAGUGAUAGCUUUGUGGUUAAAAGAAUAGCUGGACCAGGACUAACUUCUGAUUAUUAUUAUCAAAUUAAGCCUGAGCAAGCUUUAGCUGCGUUCGAAGCAAAACUAGAGCUAGACGAAUUGUUAGCCUUUCAGCAAGAGACAGAACGAUUAAUUACCCAACCUCAGAGGGACUUCACUCAAUUCGUAGAAGCUUGUUUUGGUCCGUUCGCUGCUAGCCUUGCCAAAAUGAAAGAUCCGUACAAAUCGUUGGAGAAAGAAGCCAAAGAUCUGAUAGCCGUGUUACACGAAAAAUUAGAUAGGCGUAGAAAAAAUUUGCAGACUGGUCUCGGAAUGGUCGUGAGAAGUAAAAUAAAGCUUACUACCUUUGAUUUGAAGGUGGUGAUACAACAAGGGGCACUUAUGCUGGAACGCCUUUAUCCUAGUCAUGUGUUCGCAAGAUUAUCAGGAAACGAGGAAGAUUUCUGGGAGAACAAAGGUUUAAGCAUCGGUGACUGGGCUGGUUUGGCUGGCCUCAUGUACGCAGACAUUUUUAGUUUAAAUUUCCUUCAGCCUCUCGACGAUGCAGAUACGAAAUUCAGACUGGAACCACAUCCGGGAGUCGAUUUGUCGCGUUACACAGACAUGGUUCAUAGCACCGAAAUCGGUGGGACUAACGGGCCGGAUUUGCUUGGUGCGGUUUACGCACCCCGUGGAAAUAUACAAGUUUAUAGCCCUUAUCUAGAAGUUUCAGCUUUCAAUCCACGAGCCAAACAGACUAGUAACAGCAGAAAAUCUGAUAAACGAUGAAGACGCACAACAUCUACAAGUGGCACAACAGAGACACGUUGGCAGCCGUGGAAGCGACAAAUUCGUCCUUACAGUGCAGAAAAGUUGCUCAUUCCGCUUCCCAUUCCACAUCCAGCACACAUUGCUGUUACCAUUCAUAAUCGCGACUCGGAGAGUCCGAUUCCCCUCGAUUCGGAACUUUGUCAGAAUAUAUUGAAAGCGAUCGAAGAGUCGCCUGGUGAAAUGUCCACCGAGUAUGUUAGCCGUUACAGGGGAGCUGCAGAUUCUAGUUUCGAUUCGGUAGCUUCGCAUUCUUCGGUUUCUAUUGAAACUGGCUUGGACAAAGAUAAUGAGACACAGGAAACGACAAAUAUCGAUAAGGAGGGUGAAACUUAUCACUGGACGCUAUCGAAUUGGGGUGGUGGUAUGACGAGAAGAAGGAACAAUUCUGGAUCUAUAAAAGUUGAUCUGGCAUCUCCAGAAGACGUUACUCUGGACACAGAUACCACCAGAGUGAUGUUCAGUACGUACGGAACAACUGUUUGA
Heterotrigona itama is the source of this 3556-nucleotide messenger RNA. The record is from the annotation of a GenBank genome assembly. Lineage: Eukaryota; Metazoa; Arthropoda; Insecta; Hymenoptera; Apidae.